UUAGAAAGACAACCCUCACAAUCUGCAUCCACUCCUGGCUUCACUGACUGUAACAAACCACCCAGAAACUGAAUACCUCAAUAAAUAAAAGGGGAUCUCUUAAGAGGUGACAUGAACCUUGAAGAGUAUUUUGCAAGAACUGGCUAUAAAGGCUCCCUUGAAAAGCAAGAUUUGGAAACCUUAACUGAUAUAUUCCAGCACCACAUCCGUGCUGUUCCCUUUGAAAACCUCAGCAUCCACUGCGGCGAGAAAAUUACUUUGGAACUGGAGCAUGUUUACAACAAAAUCGUGCAGAGGAAGCGGGGGGGCUGGUGCAUGGAAAACAACCAGCUGCUGGGCUGGGUCCUGAAGUGCCUGGGGUACGACACCAGCUUCCUGGGAGCAUAUGUGUUCAACCCCCACCAAAACACAUAUGCCACCCUCAUGACCCACCUCCUGGUAAAGGUAGUCAUUGAUGGCAAAGCCUACAUCGUUGACGGAGGCUUUGGUGUGUCCUAUCAGAUGUGGCAGCCCAUGGAGCUCGUGUCGGGGAAAGACCAGCCCCAGGCUCCCGGCGUCUUCCGCUUCACGGAAAAAAACGCCGUCUGGUACCUUGAGAAAAUGAGACGGAAACAGUGUAUCCCCAACCAGAACUUCUCUAACUCUGACCUGCUGGAGAAAAAAGAGUGUCGGAAGGUUUAUAUGUUCAGCCUUGAGCCACGGACAGUGGAAGAUUUCCGUUUCCAAUGCACGUACCUUCAGACUUCUCCAGAUUCCCUCUUUACAAAGAAGUCCAUCUGCACCCUCCAGACCACCGACGGCUUCCGAGCGCUAAUUGGGUGGACGUUCACUGAGACCACGUACAACUACAAGGAAAACAUGGAUCUGGUGGAGUUUGUAACCCUUGAAGAUGAAGAGGUGGAAAAAACCCUCAAAGAGAAAUUCAACAUUACCCUAGAUAGAAAACUUGUCCCAGUUAAUGUUAAAGGAUCUUACACAAUCUAGAUGAUCAGGAAAACCUACAACAAUGCUACGUAGGUACAGUACCUUCCACUGUCUGUGCAAUCCCUUCUGCAAGGUUAUGGGAUUCAUUUACAGGUGACUGAAAGACAAAUACAUUAAUAUGGGAUUAAAGUGAAUUUCACUUUGGGAAAAAUUAGGAAUUUAAGACUCUUGAGUUAGUCAGAUAGAAUUAUUUGCUGUGAGAUGACUGCCAUUCAAUUUUUGGCACAAACGUAGGAUCUGAUUUGAAUCUGGUUAUAAGCUUGGGUAAGAAAUAUGUCUGGGGUAUAUUGGACUGCCUGUAGCACACAAAUAGGAGUAUGGAUUAUUGAUUGUGAUGUGCUGCCAACACAUUUUCUGUGGUUAUUAUAGGGAGACAAGUCAUCUGUGAGCAUUUAGACAAUGAAGUACACAUUUAAAACUUCAUUUUUCAUAAGAUCCGACCACUCACCACUCAUGUCAUUUCUCUGCCUUUGUCAUCUUUGAAAGGAGCAUUGGGAGGCAUAAUUCUUUUGCCAUCAUCCUUAGACAAAACAUAGUACAAAAUGAAAAUUAUCAUCAUGUGCAUCUUUUUGGCCAUUACUGCAGUAAACCAAACUACCAAAAAGUAAUUUUUGGUAUGUACAGAUUUUUCUGGUGAUGAAAAUUCUAUAUAUUGCAGUGUUAUUGUGGCUGAUGGGCUCUAAGGAGAUAACUACAAGCUUUGCUUCUGAUAAGUAAUCAUCCUAUAAAUGGUGAUUAAACGUCACAGCUGGCUUAGAUUUACUUUUGUCCCAAAAGGGGUAGAAAUGUUGUAUUUUUAGUAUUUCAUUUUAUUUGUAUAACAAAGGUAGAACAAUGAAGCUAAGCCCACUAUAUCCUUAAUUCUCUACUCUCUGUGUAUAGCAAACAUAAGAGUCCUUGUAGCUGUCCUGCAUGGGAACUGCUUAGCACAGGAGCUUAAAUGUCACAAGGGAGUUUGCUCAUCUGUAUCAAAGGGAAAACAAAACCAGGAGCCAGCCAAAUCUAAAAGAAACUCUUUCUUUUGAAUUAUUUCACAAUCACGUUUCCCCAUUUUUAAAAAAAAUAUUGUUCCUCCUACCAUGCUUCUCUGCAAAAAGCCCAACCAAGGGGAAACAUUCUUAAAUACAUACAAAAAUAGCAGAAGCAGUGAAAAACACUCUUUCUCCCCAGUCUAUGAUAAGCCUGAGUAUUGGUCAAAUGUUGAUUCCUCCCACUGAUAGUGUAUUUUUGCUCAAAGGCAUCACCUGAUCGUUAAUCUCACAAAUGCUGUAAGUGUAUACCAGAAAAUAAAUAAAAGGAAAAUAAAACCAUUAAGAGUUGUUUUAAGUACAGCUGCCCCCAGCUGCAUGACUCCUGCACACACCAUCUGCUAAGUGGGGUCUGUUCACUCCUGAUACCGACCUGCAACCCUUCCCACCUCAAACUUCCUUGGAUCAUUAAGGUUGGAAAAGACCUUUACGAUCAUCAAGUCCAACCCUCAAACCCAGCACCAGGUUCACCAUUAAACCCUGAUCUCAAGUGCCACACACAUCCACAUGUUUUUUGAACUCUUCCAGGGAUGGUGACUCCACCACUUCCCUGGGCAGACUGUUCCAAUCCUUUACGACCGUGGUGGCAGCUGAUGGCCUGGGUGCACUUGUCAUUGCCCAGGGAUGAGGAACUGAGGACCAAGCAAGAGGUGAUAGGGGACACAGAGUUCUUACUGAGGUGAGAACACAGCUUUUCUAUUAAUAAUGAAACUAUGGGAUUUGUUGGGUAAUUUGUAUUCAUAUUAUUCUCUUAUAUUAAGGUCCCAUUAAGGGGGUUUACCCUUUUCUAAGUGAUUGAUAAUUACAAGGUGUUCCCUGAGACCUCAGGGAACAUUACAAGCUUCAAAACACUCACCACCUCCAUUCUAACCGAUGGAAAUUCCCAUCUGCACUCACCCAGGUAACCAAACCAUAUUUCUGUAUGCAGUGAACUACAGCUGUUUUCUGGUGCUGCUCCCUCUUGAGGACAGUCAUUAACAGAGUGGUUAUUCUGCCUCCCAGCUUCUCUAGAGGUGUUCCCGCUGUUGCUCCCAGAUAAUUGCUUGGGUUGUGAUAAUACAAAGGUUUCUUGAGCAGAGGUCUGUGGACUAAUAUCAGCAUUUUUAACUGUGCCUCCAAUAAUGGGAUUCAACUCCCUUCUGCUGUUCAGUUCAUAUUAAAAAUCUAUGGUGACUGAAGCUUCAA
Pipra filicauda (Wire-tailed manakin) is the source of this 3197-nucleotide messenger RNA. RefSeq names its product arylamine N-acetyltransferase, pineal gland isozyme NAT-10. The record is from RefSeq and is a predicted model, not a curated record. Gene Ontology annotation, molecular function: acetyltransferase activity. NCBI's taxonomy places the organism in Eukaryota, Metazoa, Chordata, Aves, Passeriformes, Pipridae. The coding region runs from base 112 to 984 and encodes 290 amino acids. The transcript is spliced from 2 exons.